AUGGCGCGAGCCGUGGACGCCUCAGGCCGUUAUCAGCCUGGCUUUUUCCAAGGAAACAAGCUAUGGCUCGGUUCCAAAGAUCUUUGUUUUCGGCUGGACAAUGAAUAUAAGGCGAAAGGCCCACAAUACAACGCAGAUGCAUUUAUACGAUCGGAAAAGGAUUUCGAUGAGCCUACACCAGAAUGGCCUGUUUUAAGUAAGAAGGAACCAUCGCAAAGCACGCAAGCUGACGUUGACAUGCCGCAGCACCGCCUCGAAUACGUUGCUGUGCAAAUUCUGUUGAACAUAACAAAGUUCAAAGUACCGAAGACGUACGGUAUAACACUCGGUUUAUGCCUCCCACGUUCGUGUGCGCCGGAAGACGUUCUGUCACUCAUAAACUUCUCAGUGAUGUUAAACGACAAUUUGAAGUCGAACGGCACCACACCUAGGUCAGUAAAAGUGACAUCGCUGCGACUGGUAGAAGAGUAUUACGACAUGCGAUACGACCCAGGCGCAGUCUUAGUAUUCCUAGCUACAAUGUUGUUAGCGACGUUGGCUAUGUUAGCCACGAUAGUCGACGUCGGUCUGAUCAAUUGUUUGAAAAGGCGAAGCGGUUCGCUGUCCGUUAACGUCCAGAAGUUCAACGAAGCAGGCAGCAUUAGAUAUGGAGAAGAGUGCGGAAAGUUGAACCGCGAAGUGGUCAAAGUUUUUGUCGAUUUAAAAAAGGAGAGAACAGUCGAUAAUGAAACUCUCCCAUCUAAGAAGGAAGGGGCCAGGAUGUUGAAAGUGGAAGCAAUGAAGCAGGCAAAACAAAAUGAAACAACUCCAACGAUCACGCUAGGCGUAAUGACUUCGGAGCGAAAGAUCGCUAGCUGCAACCGUUGCGGCAAAUACAGGAAGCAGUGCGACCCAAAAGUGGCGGACAACUUGCCCGAACGCCCCCCAAUCCAGUACAAAACCUGCGCCACUCUGACGAAUACGGAAUACAGGAAGAGGGAUAGUAUAUACCUGAACUUGCUGCUCAGUUUCUCCCUCAAGCACAACUGGAAGAGAAUUUUCAACACGAAGAUGGCCAAUAAAGAUUUGGCUGUGGUGCAUCUGUUGAGGAUAUUUGCCACUUUUUGGGUGAUAUUCGUUCACGUGACCGUGCUCGUAGAUUAUCUGUCUGGAGAUAAUGGCAAGAAUAACGGAACGAAUAGCAGGUAUCACGUUUUGAAUAUGGGCACUCUAGCUUUUGAUACACUGUUUUUUUCAAGAUUGCUGCCUCCGUACAUGUACAUGGUCUUCGUAACAGCGGCGUUGUCCAGGGUGUGGCGCGACACAGCGGCUACAGCCUUCCCAGAAAAGGACUACGAUAAUUGUGAUGCGUACUGGUGGAGAAAUUUGUUUUACAUAAGUUUAUUCUAUCCUCGAGACGAACAGUGCAUGCAAAUCUCGUGGUACCUGUCCACGGAGACGGCGUUGCACGUGUGCGGUGCGCUGAUAUGCGUGGUGCUGACCCUGCGCCGCCGCGUGGCCCUCCUGGCGUUGAAUGCCACGCUCCUGGCCGCAGUUGCCACAGACGUUCUGAAGGCCUUCACCGAUUACCACAACCGGUUUAAUGGUGUCUUCGGGGCUUACGCGUCUUUGAUGAAUCGUCCUGUGGCGCGAGUGGCGCCAUACUUUAUGGGAAUUUUGGCCGGCUGGCUUGUGCACGUGGUCGAUGGGAGGACGCGCGUGUGCCGGGUGACUUCAUGCUGCCUCUGGCUGGCGUCUGUGGGGGCGUUGGUGACGUCAUUAGUGACGUCAUCGCUGUACUCGCACUGGGGCAGCGCGUGGCUGCACCUGUGCUGGCCCGCGGCGCUGCUCUGGCCCGCGAUCGCCUGCGCAACGGAUCACGCGGGCGAGUUCCCU
Iphiclides podalirius (scarce swallowtail) is the source of this 1875-nucleotide messenger RNA. The record is from the annotation of a GenBank genome assembly. Lineage: Eukaryota; Metazoa; Arthropoda; Insecta; Lepidoptera; Papilionidae.